Messenger RNA from Drosophila busckii, 1913 nucleotides. RefSeq names its product dnaJ homolog subfamily A member 4 (gene Droj2). Lineage: Eukaryota; Metazoa; Arthropoda; Insecta; Diptera; Drosophilidae. The coding region runs from base 170 to 1381 and encodes 403 amino acids. The record is from RefSeq and is a predicted model, not a curated record. Gene Ontology annotation, cellular component: cytoplasm; cytosol. Gene Ontology annotation, biological process: protein refolding; response to heat. Gene Ontology annotation, molecular function: ATP binding; Hsp70 protein binding. The transcript is spliced from 3 exons.
UCAUCGCGCAAGCAAGCUGUUGACAAGUAUUCGAAAUAUAUUUAAAAAUUUUAGUAGAAGUGUAACUAUAAUAAAAACGUGCUGGAAAACGGUGUAAAUACAUAUAUUUAAAGAAAUAGUCGAAUACUCACUGAAUUUAUUAUAUUGAAGCUAAAUAUCAAUAGUUAAAAUGGUCAAAGAAACUGGUUACUAUGAUCUGCUGGGCGUAAAGCCAAACGCAACGCCCGAUGAGCUGAAAAAGGCUUACAGAAAACUGGCGCUCAAAUACCAUCCAGACAAGAAUCCCAACGAGGGUGAGAAAUUCAAGGCUAUAUCGCAGGCGUACGAAGUGCUGUCUGAUGCCGACAAGCGUCAGGUGUACGAUGAUGGCGGCGAGGCGGCUAUCAAGAAGGGUGGCGCCGAUUCGGGCGACUUCCGCAAUCCCAUGGACUUCUUUGAGAAGUUCUUCGGUGGCGGUUUCAGCGGUGGCGGCGGUGGUCGUCGUCGCGAGCGACGAGGAAAGGAUGUGGUGCAUCAAAUGUCCGUGCAACUGGAGGAGUUGUAUAAUGGUGCAACGCGCAAAUUGCAGCUGCAGAAGAGUGUGAUUUGUGACAAGUGCGAGGGACGCGGUGGCAAGAAGGGCAGCAUUGAGAAGUGCCUGCAAUGUCGCGGCAAUGGUGUUGAGACGCGAGUGCAACAGAUCGCACCGGGCAUUGUGCAACAUAUCGAGCAGGUGUGCCGCAAGUGCGCCGGCACUGGUGAAACCAUACAGGAAAAGGAUCGUUGCAAGAACUGCAAUGGACGCAAAACGGUGCGCGAGCGCAAGGUUUUGGAAGUGCAUAUUGAUAAGGGCAUGCGUGAUGGUCAGAAGAUAGUAUUUGCGGGCGAGGGUGAUCAGGAGCCCGAAUCUCAACCGGGUGAUAUCAUUAUACUAUUGGAUGAGAAAGAGCACUCGACAUUCGUACAUGCUGGUACGGAUCUGAUGAUGAAGAUGCCGCUGCAGCUAGUCGAGGCGCUGUGCGGCUUCCAGCGCAUUGUGAAGACACUGGAUGGUCGGGAUCUGUUGGUAGCCACGCAACCAGGCGAGGUUAUCCGACAUGAGAUGACCAAGUGCAUUGCCGAUGAGGGUAUGCCCAUCUAUAAGAACUCUAUGGAGAAGGGCAUGCUUAUCAUACAGUUUGAGGUUAUAUUCCCCGACGUGAUCAAUCCCUCAGUUAUACCAACGCUGAAGCAGUGCCUCCCACCGGCACCUGAAAUUGACAUUCCAGUUGAUGCUGAGCACUCAACAUUGGAGGACUUUGAUCCGAAGCAGAGACGCCAGCAGCAUCAGCGCAUGGCGUACGAUGAGGACGAUGGUGGCUAUCAGGAUGGCCCCCGUGUGCAGCAGUGCACCUCGAGUUAAGCGGCCCACUCCAACUUAACCAACCAUCAAGUUACCACAUAACUCUCACAACCAAUCCAAGCGCAGCAGGAACGCAACUGCUGCUCUCGCUACUACAUACAAUAUUGUAACCUAAAUUUAAACGUCUGAACACACUCUAGCUGCGACCUAACUGGGAAUAUGGCAAACAGCACACCCAGCACCAUCUUGAAACACCAACAACAGUUUUUUUUUUGCGCAUGGGAUAUAUAUCCGAUAAAAGAACACGCAAUACAUAACAGCAACUUAAAGAGAGAAAAAAAAAUAUGAACACGUAAACCGCAAAAAUAUGAAGUAACAAAUUUCAAGUUAUAUUUGACUUAGGAUUCAACAGAGAUGCUAUAUCGCUCCUACGAGAUAUGCUAACUAAGAUAUUUAGGAUAUACAAAAGAAAAACAGAAGUAACUUAUCUAAAAAUAUGCAUUAUAUACUUGUAAUUAACGCGUGGUUCAGCACCUACUUAAGUUUAGUUCCGUUUUAUGUUGAGUUGCUUUCGUUUUAAGGACCGCAAAAA